This is a messenger RNA of Daldinia childiae, 1650 nucleotides long. RefSeq lists its product as uncharacterized. Lineage: Eukaryota; Fungi; Ascomycota; Sordariomycetes; Xylariales; Hypoxylaceae. The record is from RefSeq and is a predicted model, not a curated record. Gene Ontology annotation, molecular function: DNA-binding transcription factor activity, RNA polymerase II-specific; zinc ion binding. Gene Ontology annotation, biological process: regulation of DNA-templated transcription. Bases 1 to 1650 code for a protein of 549 amino acids. The transcript has 4 exons.
AUGGUUUAUUGUGGAAAGGCUUCUCAGGGGUGUCAAAACUGUCGAACCCGACGUAUAAAGUGCGAUAAGAAACGGCCAGAAUGCUCACAAUGCAUUCGCGUGGGCAAGAAAUGCCCGGGUUAUCGAGACCAGUUAUCUCUUAUGUUUCGAGAUGAGAGUAGCAAGGUUAUACAAAAAGCACAUGCCCAAUGGGGCUCUUCGGGGUCUCCUGCUGAGCAAAGCGGAAAUUUCGUUUCGAAUUCAGCCUCGGCCUCAGCAUGGGCAGACGAGUCGUCGAGCAGUGCUUCAGAUAGUCCGCCAGAGAGUAGUUCAAUUCCGCCACCCCAACUUGUUCCCGCAAAGAUACCUAAGAAGGUAGAGUUAAAUAUGGAGCAGCAGGGCCUGCAGUUUUAUAUCAAUCGCUAUCUUAUGCACCAUCCCGACUCCCCAAGGACAAGCGAGGAGGUAGCGACGUAUUUUACUAGUGCAAAUGCCGCCCAGGGCGUCAUGAUAGCCGUAGGUCUCGCAGGACUGUCUAACCUGCUAGGGAACAAGAAUAUGAACCUAGUUGCGCGUUCUAAAUACGUCGCAUCUCUGAAGCAAACCGGACAGCUAAUUGCUAGUAAUGAUCCUGGAAGCCUUGUAGCUCGCAUUCGGAGCGUCGUAACGCUCGCAUUAUUUGAGGUCGUCCAAGGUAAAGGAUCUAGAGUGGCAGUGGGAUUAGCUAGCACGCACGUUAAUGGGGCAGUGGCUGUAUUACGAUCUGUAUUGCCUCUUCCGCAGGCCCCUAAUAAAGGUGUACAUGCUAUAUUACAAUUGUUAUUUUCAAUGUUCAUUCCAUAUCAAGCGACAGACACGCCUCUUCCAUCUGGUUUCUUCGAGACUCUAAAAUUCUGUAAGCAGUUGAUGCAAGGAGUACCAGAAAGUUGUUCUGUUGAUUUGGCUAUCGCUAUGGUUCGACUUCUCCAACUGUCAGCUACAUUCGAGCACACGGUAUACACCGACGGGCGUCCAGCUGUAGAUGAUAUUAUACGACAAUUUAUUCAACUGGAUAAUACGUUUGAUAGCUUGGAAAGGCAGCUACUAGAGGCCUUUCCCUUUAAGGAAAAUAGGGGAGAGUAUCCACCAGAAGCGGUCUUUCGCGGAAAGUGGCACAAGUAUAAUGUAAUAUGGGCUGCUAGGAUAUGGAAUCAUUAUCGUUGGGCUCAUAUUCUCACUAACCAAAAGCUUGUCAAAUUUAUGAGCACCUAUCCUAUUUCGAGCAGUCGAACCUUACCGACCCCUCAGAGAGUAAAAUGUUACGCCACUAUUGAACGACUGGCGGAGGAUAUUCUUAUAAGUGUACCUUCACAUUGGCACCAUCCAACGCUUGAUCCCGAAGUGACUCGAGAGUUUGAAGCGGAUGGAUAUGGCAAUUCCGGAGCGGUAGGGGUACCUAGCCUUCUUUGGCACUUAAAAGUGGCUGGCUGCGCUCCGAACGUCCCGCCCGAGUUCUGGGACUGGGCUUAUAACGCGAUGCAAGUGGUUUGGAGGCAGAUGGGAAUGUUACACGCAAAGGCCUUGUCAGAAACCAUGGAACAGUACCGAUCCAAAUUAGAUAAAGAGGUGGAUGGGCAUAAAGUAAAGUUAGAAGAGGAGGAGGACCAAAGGCGGAUAUAUUCAAUGAUUUAG